Molecule: messenger RNA, 2747 nt
Organism: Asterias rubens (European starfish)
Lineage: Eukaryota; Metazoa; Echinodermata; Asteroidea; Forcipulatida; Asteriidae
Product: acyl-CoA dehydrogenase family member 11-like
Exons: 17
Coding region: 243-2609 (788 amino acids)
Cellular component (GO): mitochondrion
Molecular function (GO): flavin adenine dinucleotide binding; oxidoreductase activity, acting on the CH-CH group of donors
Source: RefSeq, a predicted model, not a curated record
AACUGUAAUACCCAAGCUGGGAUCAGUCCCAACUACAGUUGGGACGAUUGUCAAGUUGGAUUACGGAUUACGGCUAGCUGGGGACCUUGGUUUGUGUACAAAGUUUCGCUCAAUCUGAUUGAACUUUGGAUGGCAAAUCAGGUGAUGAAUGUUAUCACGUAGCUACGUACUAGUAGUAGUACUACCAGCAUUCAGUUUUAAUCGUCUCGGAGCGAGGAGAUUGGCCAUUUUAAGGUUGUACAAUGGCAGGUACGACUGAAGUCAGAGAGCAACAUCGCUUUGAUGAGCAGAAAUUGCAUGACUUCUUGAUCAGCAGAGUCCAGGGGUUUCCCCAAAGUUUAUCCAGCUACUUAUCUGUACGGCAAUUUAGCUCCGGUCAGUCCAACCCGACUUUCUUCAUCUUCAAAGAUGGAUGUGAAUAUGUUAUGCGCAAGAAACCACCUGGUCAAUUGCUUAAAGGGGCACACCAGAUUGACCGUGAGUUCCGUGUACAGCAGGCUUUACAUAAAGCCAAUUUCCCUGUCCCAAGACCCUUGGUCUACUGUGAUGAUGAAUCUGUCAUUGGGACUGCAUUCUAUGUCAUGGAACAUGUUCAGGGUCGUAUCUUCAGGGAUGUCACCCUGCCUGAUAUGAGUCCAUCAGAGCGGUCUGCUAUCUAUGAUGCGAUGAAUGAGGUCCUGGCUCGUCUACAUUGCUUAGACUGGAGGAAGAUGGGACUACAGGGCUAUGGUAAAGACAGCAACUACUGUGGACGUCAGAUUAACACUUGGAACAGGCAGUUUAUAGGUGCUACAAAGCUAGCCUCCCUUCCAGAGAACCAUGCAGCUCAGCAGCUUGUUCAGUGGUUGAUGGACAACAAACCAACGACUGCAGAGAAGACUACCAUUGUCCAUGGAGACUUUCGGUUGGACAACAUCAUAUUCCAUCCAACACUGCCUAAAGUAAUAGCAGUCUUAGAUUGGGAGUUAUCUACUCUUGGUGAACCACUGACUGAUGUUGGAUAUGCCUGCAUGCUGUACCAUUACCCUCAAGACAUGCCGAUUCAUCUUAUCAACCCAAACCAGAAACAGUUUUCAAGUCUGGAGAGUUUGGCUGGCAUUCCUGAUGAGCAUUCAUUCUUAACAUCUUACUGCCAGCGUUGUUUGUUGCCUUACCCACUACCUGACUGGAACUUCUAUCUGGCUCUUUGUUUCUAUAAAAUGGCUUCAAUUGGUCAGGGAGUUUAUUGUCGUGCUGUUCUUGGGAAUGCAAGUUCAUCAUUUGCCAGUAAUUUUGAUGAUGUUGUAAAGGUCAUGCUCAACACUGGACUGAAGCAGACAGCGAGCAGGACUGACGAUAGUGUUGUAUUUGCCAAACCAUCCUCAUCUCUGAUGUUGGAGAUGCAGCCAGUGUUAGAAUCUCAACCAUUAUCACACCGAGCUAAAGACGUCCUCCAGAAGGUUCAAGACUUUGUUAAGAAUGAAGUCCUUCCGGCUGAAGAGAUAUACCUCUCCCAAGUGCAUAGUGGAGCAUCUAUCUGGUGUGAACCUCCCAUCAUGGAGGAGUUGAAGACAAAGGCCAGGGCCCAAGGACUUUGGAAUCUCUUCCUACCAGCGCAGAGCGGGUUUGGUCAACUUGAAUAUGCCUUCAUGGCUGAGGCUAUGGGACAAUCAUUCAUUGGUUCAGAGCCAUUCAACUGCAGUGCUCCAGAUACUGGUAAUAUGGAGGUUUUACACCUUUAUGGAAAUGAAGCACAGAAGAAACGAUGGUUAGAGCCACUACUGGAUGGAACACUCAGAUCCUGCUACUGUAUGACAGAGCCACAAGUGGCUUCAAGUGAUGCUACCAAUAUGGAAUGUUCCAUUGUGAAAGAAGGGGAUACCUAUGUCAUCAAUGGCCGGAAAUGGUGGAGUAGUGGUGCUGGUGAUCCACGCUGCAAGGUUGCUAUAUUAAUGGGACUCACUCCUAACAAGAACAAAUCCAGACAUCAGCAGCACAGCAUGAUUAUAGUUCCUAUGGAUGCACCUGGUGUUAAGAAGAUUCGUCCCUUGACAGUCUUUGGAAAUCCAGAUGCACCUCAUGGACAUUAUGAGAUCGAGUUUACCAAUGUACGCGUCCCAUUGGGUAACAUGAUUCUUGGUGAGGGACGAGGCUUUGAAAUCGCCCAAGGUCGUUUAGGUCCAGGGCGCAUCCAUCACUGCAUGCGCGGUAUCGGAAUGGCAGAGAGGGCGCUAGAGUUAAUGUGUCAGCGAGCCAUGCAGAGGAAAGCAUUUGGUAAAGAGCUAGCCAAAAUGGGUGUUAUUCAGCACCAGAUUGCAGAGUGCCGUUUGCUGAUAGACCAGGCUAGGCUACUCACCCUCAAAGCCGCACACACUAUCGAUCAGUUUGGAACCAAGGAAGCUCGCAAACAGGUUGCUAUGAUCAAGAUUGUUGCUCCACGCAUGAUGAACAAGGUGAUUGAUCAAGCUAUCCAGAUCUAUGGAGGGGCGGGCGUGUGUCAGGACACACCCCUAGCUGGGUUCUAUGCUGGAGCUCGUAGCCUACGCAUUGCUGAUGGGCCUGAUGAAGUACAUCUUACUACUAUUGGUCUGCUGGAACUCAAAUCACAAUCACUCAAGGCAAAGCUGUAAUAACUGCAGAUCUAUGGAGGGGCGGGCGUGUGUCAGGACACGCCCCUAGCUGGGUUCUAUGCUGGAGCUCGUAGCCUACGCAUUGCUGAUGGGCCUGAUGAAGUACAUCUUACUACUAUUGGUCUGCUGGAACUCAAA